Messenger RNA from Serinus canaria (Common canary), 2082 nucleotides. It is a transcript of the gene PRIM2, whose product is annotated as DNA primase subunit 2. Gene Ontology annotation, biological process: DNA replication, synthesis of primer. The record is from RefSeq and is a predicted model, not a curated record. Bases 124 to 1650 code for a protein of 508 amino acids. The transcript has 13 exons. Gene Ontology annotation, cellular component: alpha DNA polymerase:primase complex. Lineage: Eukaryota; Metazoa; Chordata; Aves; Passeriformes; Fringillidae.
GGGAAGUCGGGCGCGGGGCCGGGCGCGCUCGGGUCUGGGUCCCGCCAGGUCGCGUCGGGCGGAGCGGCGGGAGCGGCGCUCGGGUGGUGGAGACGGGCCAGGGGCAGCCCCGCGGCGAGAGACAUGGAGUUCUCCAGUCGAGCAAGGCAGAGGCAUGCGCGGCUGGCUGGAGACCGGAGGGAGCAGUACCCUCACAGCCUGCAGUUUUACCUGGAGCCCCCCACGGAAAGCAUCUCCCUGGUGGAGUUUGAGAGCUUUGCCAUCGACCGCCUGAGGCUGCUUAAACUAAUUGAAAAUCUCGGUGUGAGCUAUGUAAGAAGUUCUGAUGCAUACAAAGUUAAGUUGGAGGCUGAGCUCCGGAAACUGAAGUUUCCCUACAGAGCUUUGGCUGAGGAUGAUUAUGAGGCAAGAAGAAAAGAUCAUAUCUCUCAUUUCAUACUUCGCCUUGCCUACUGCCAGUCUGAGGAUCUCAGGCGUUGGUUUCUUCAACAAGAAAUGGAUCUCUUCCGAUAUCGCUUCAGUCAACUAACUGAAAGUUUAAUGCAGAAAUUCCUGGAACAUGUUAACUUAUCAUUUGAAGCUAUUAGCGAAGAUCUGAAAAAUCAAUUGGCUAAUGAGCUGAGUGUGUCAACUCCUGGCUUCAGUCUGCCUAAAGUAAAAGAACAAAUGUUCUAUAAGGUUGGACUUGCAGAUGCUGUGGAUUUAUUUAGAGCCAGAAGAGUAUUUAUUAAAGAUGGCUUUGCCUUUGUGCCAUUUAAGGAGAUUGAUGUGAUAGUUUUGAAUAACUACAGGACAAAAUUGUCUAAAGCACUGGCGCUAACAGCACGAUCACUACCUUCCAUACAGUCCGAUGAGAGACUACAACCUCUGCUUAAUCAUCUCAGCCAUUCUUAUGUUGGUCCAGAUUACAGCGUCCAAAAGAACACUGGAAAAAUUUCUCUAGAGCAAAUUGAUGCUCUGUCUGUGAAGUCAUUCCCUCUGUGCAUGCGGCAGCUGCACCGAGCCCUCCGUGAGAGCCACCACCUCCGACACGGAGGCCGGAUGCAGUACGGGCUCUUCCUGAAAGGCAUCGGCCUGACUCUGGAGCAGGCACUGGAAUUCUGGAAGAAAGAGUUUAUCAGAGGAAAAGUGGAUGCAGAUAAGUUUGACAAAGGAUAUGCUUACAGCAUUCGCCACAACUAUGGGAAAGAAGGAAAGAGGACUGAUUAUACCCCAUACAGCUGCAUGAAGAUUAUCAUGUCCAAUCCACCAAGUCAAGGGGAUUACCAUGGGUGCCCAUUCCGCCACAGUGAUCCCGAGCUACUGAAGCAAAAGCUGCAGUCAUACAAGAUCCCUCCCAGUGGAAUAGCUCAGGUGCUGGAGCUGGUGAAGGGCAUGCAUUUCCAGCUGGCCUGUCAGAAGUACUUCGAGCUGACCCAUGAUGUUGAGGACAUUGGGUUUUCUUUGAAUCAUCCUAAUCAGUACUUUACAGAGAGUCAGAAGCUGUUAAAUGGUGGUAGAGAACCGAAGAAGGAAUUCAAUAACCCGGGAAACUUUCAACAAAAAAAUAACAGUCAGGAAAGCAUAACUUCAAGUUCUACUCCCACCUCUUCAAAUGCAAAAGCUGAUACAGAACUGGAAGGACUGGAAGCAUACUUCACUGAAGACUAAGCAGCUGUAUUAUUUUUGUUAUUUUUUCUUUCUUUUAUUAAUACCCUUUCUCUAGCUGAAUUUGUCCCUGUACUGAGGAAUAUGCACUUCACCACCUGGAAGACCAGAAGCAUUUAGUGCUUCGAGAAGGCUGAAAAAGUGAAAGAUAAAUAUUGAAGCUGUAAUUGCAACCAGUAUUUAUUCUUACUGCUUUAGGAAGCUGUCUUAUAUAGGGUAGGUUUAAGGAUGGGAAAUGAAACUUUCUUCACAAUUAUUACGUAAUUUUUUUCUGACUUACCUUUUUUUGGUUUUCUUCAAAAAGUUCAAAUAUUUUUAUCCCCUUUUGUGAUCAUUUUUCUAUGUAUCAACUAAAUAAAUAUUGCAAAGCAAAUUUUUUUUUGUAUUUUCUUUUAAACUAUAUUGGGAUGGUAAUUAAGUAGGAGUUCUUAUAAU